AUGUUAGUUACUAUGCUAAUUUUGGGUAUAAUAUUACCUAUUAUAAAUGCAUUGGAAGCAAAUAAGUUGAUGGACCAAAUUUCGUUCCUUAGGAAUUUUUCGGAUAUACAACACCAACAAGAAUAUUAUAAGCAACCACCAGUUCCCUCGAAAUUAUCAAGAUAUCCACUUAAAGAAGAAUUCAUAUCGCCUCCAUAUUAUCCUAGUCGUGAGUAA
Molecule: messenger RNA, 216 nt
Organism: Debaryomyces fabryi
Lineage: Eukaryota; Fungi; Ascomycota; Pichiomycetes; Serinales; Debaryomycetaceae
Exons: 1
Coding region: 1-216 (71 amino acids)
Source: RefSeq, a predicted model, not a curated record